GAAAAUAAUAGUGUAUUAUGCUGCUAAGCAACCUGAAAGCACGACCCAAGUCUACCAUCAAACAUCAGCAUCAAUAGUCUGGUUCAAAUCAAUCGUUCACAAUGGCGGAGUCAUUUGAUAUUGCCAAAGUGGAAGAAGAUCCCUUAGCAGAAGUAAAUCUGACUGUCUUUUACGAACAAAUAAAAGAAGCUUACGAUAUACUUCAUUACACAUCAUACUUUACAGACACAAUAAAAUUCUUACUGUGCAUUAUAUCCAUAGUAGCCGACAUCUGCCUAAUUAUAAUUAUUACAAAGAAUCCAAAAUUAAAAACUGUUACUAACAAAUAUAUUCUUCAUUACUCAAUAUGGCAUAUAGUAUUUAUGGUGUUUUUUCCCAUGUUUUUCGUACUUUUUAAUCAAUUGCAUUUGGUUGAUAUUCUUCCAAGUGUUCUCCCCUUCAUUAUUUUUAAGAUAAACAGUAUAUCACUGUCACUGCUUUUUCUAGUUGGUUUAUGUCUUGCUUUGGACUGGCUUUUAAAUAUUUACAGUCCACAUUUUUCAAAAUCUUCGGCACUGUUUAACAAAUAUGGUAUUUAUUUACUUUAUUCAAUCGAUGCUUUAAUAUUCAUUAUUGGUUGUAUUGUUGAAGUGUUUAUCCUUAAUGGACUAUAUUAUUUUGUUGCGUUGUGUCUUUUGGUGUUUAACUUUCUGCAUUACAGAAGUAACAAAAACGAAAACAACCUCAAAAAUUAUGGAUUGAUUCCUGCUAAUAUCAUUGUCUUCUUUUGGUUGCCACUUUUCAUACACGACGAACUGCUCAUGUGGUCCAUAGGAUCUUUCACUUUGUAUAUUACAGUUUUAUAUACAAUGUUUUUAGCUGAUUGGUUUUCCCUCACCAUGUCUUUAGUUUUGAUGAUAGCUUUAAUCAGAAUGGAUAUAAAUAUAAAAGUGGCGAUGCUUAAAUUAUUUAAUCGAAGAAAUAUAAGAUACCAUAAUGAUGUGGAGACCCUCGAAAAAGCUGGAAAUGAUGGCGUUGAAACAAUGUAGUCACCGAUAGUAGUAGUGUACAUAUAUAUGAAUAUUUUCUAUUCUUAUAAGGUAAAAUAAAAACUUCUCCUGCCAUAUACGCUUAAUUCGACACAAGUUUUUUUUGAAAAUAUAAACUCACUGGUUCCGUUGAUUAUUGUCUUGUUCACCGAGUCACUGUUCAUUUUGGACAAACGAGUCACCCCAUGGUUCAUAAAGCUUCCUUUUCUUCUUUAAGUGCCCACUCCAUUAAUGAAGGUUGGCUAUAACUACUGUAAAUUCGUUCAUAUCUUCUACUUUUCGUCUGUGUGUUUAACUCAGUCUCUUUCCAUCCUCUGCAACACCAUUCGUAGUACAAUCAUAAUCGGUCCAUAGUAUUUCUAAAAUUCUCUUAACCCAGAUAUGCCUAAAAAUUAUUUAAAAUAUUUUUUUAAUAUUUUUCUUCAAAUGUACGUGUUAUGUAAGGUAACAAAAACAUAUUUGUCGUUAAAACCAAAUAUUUAUGUAAAAUAAGUAAAAAAAAAUGCUGUACAAAAUAUGGUGCACCAGGCAUAUAACCUACUAUUAGUAGUGGAGUCAAUGAAGGUGGAUAUGAGUUAUUACCUCAGAUUUCGUUGAAUCUUCAUCGAUUUUCAUAAAAAUUGGUGAGUGGUUAAAGGAUACCUCAAGGAACAAAGGUGACAUAGUGACAACUUGCGCUUUUGCAUUUUAGGGGUGAAAUACACCCCUUUUUUAAAAAAUAUUUUUUAGAUUUCUGAAAGUGCAGUCACUGUAAGUUUUCACUUCCUAUUUUGUUGAACCUUCAUCGAUUUUCAUGAAAAUCGGUAGGUAGUUAGAGGAUACCUCAAUCAAUAAAAGAUACAUAGCAUCAACUUGCGCUUUUGCAUUUUAGGGGUGUAAUACACCCCUACUUUUUAAAUUGUAAAAAAUGCAGAUUUCCGCAUUAUGGCGCAAGUAAUCUCGUUUAAUUAAGAAAAAUAAAUAUUUUUUUUAUGUUUAUGUGCAUGAAUUACAUUUUUUUUUUAAUUUUUCAAACCUUAUAGCAACCAAAAAUCCGAAAAUUAACAAGUCGAAAAUCACGAAAACCUUAUUCUUCUAUAUUUCUGAAAGUGUAGUCACUGAAUGUUUUCACCCACGAUUUCUUUGAACCUUCAUCGAUUUUCAUGAAAAUUGUUGAUAAGUUAGAGGAUACUUAAAAAACAAAAGUGAUAUGGCACCAAGUUGCGCUUUCUGCAUUUUAGGGGUGAAAUCCACCUUUUUUUUAAUGAUAAAAAUGCAGAUUUCAGCAUUCUGGCUCAAGCAAUCUCGUCUAAUUAAGUAAAAUAAAUAUUUUUUUACAUUUAUGUGCAUGAUUUAUAAUUUUUAUUAAUUUUUUAAACCUUAUAGCAACCAAAAAUCAGAAAAUUAGCAAAUCGACAAUCACGAAAAAAAUCAAUCUUUUAUAUUUCCAAAAAGGCAGUCACUGAAGGUUUUCACCCUUGAUUUCGUUGAACCUCCAUCAAUUUUCAUGAAAAUUGGUAAGUAGUUAGAGGAUACCUCAAGAAAUAAAAAUGAUGUGGUACCAACUUGCGCUUUUAUCCUGGGUGGAUGUUACCCCUUCUCAUGGGUGAACACUAUUUUAUUAAAAAUAACCCCAUAAUUAGAUAGAGGAGUAAAUUCUAAGCAAACUUUCUUUUAUCAAGUUUAUAAAUUUUUUAUUUAAAUAAUAUUUUAUAAUUUAAUAAAAUAUUAUUGGUACAGUAAAACCUCACAAUAACGGCCACUAAAAAUAGAAAAUAAUUGGCCGUUAUAGAAAUGUGGCCGCUAAUGCUAGGUUUCCUUUUCCACAAAUACAUAAAAUAUAAUUGAAAAUUUAUUUAUUUAAGUAAUUAAAGCAAAUCUAAUUAAAUAUAAUUCUACAAACAAACGGAACAUACUAAAACUAAAUUCAAUUUACUACAAUAUAAAACAAUAUCUAUACGAAAAAACAACUACAAUAAAAACAGAAUUUUUGUUUGUUUUACAUUUUUUUAGAUAAACGAAACAUACUAAAACUAAUUUAAUAUAGAUAAUACAUAAUAUAAAACAACAUACUAUAGCUACUACGAAAAAUACGCUUAUCACUAAAGUAUCGUCGUGUUUCCAUGCUAUAUUCAACAAAACCAACUUGGUAGGGCCUUUAAUUAGAUAUCGCAAAUCACUUUGGCUGAUUUUGUCUGCAUAUAUAUUAGCUUUGAGGAAUCCCUUUUUUUUGUGAGACUGGAUAUAGGACAUUUCUCAAGUAUGAAUUCACAUUCAUGGUAUAUCGUUGCUAUUCAGGGAUAAUAAUCUGUGCAAUGUUAUGAUACAGGCUACGUUAAAUAUGAAGUAAAUAUGGAAGAUAUACACUGGUUAUUCGUUUCAAUUUAAUUUGAUUGUUUUUUAAUCGUUUACAAUAUUUAAAAUAAUUAAAGACAUAAAGUUAGGGAUUUCAAAAAUAAAUUCAGUUCUCACUGGCAGGGUGGGAAAUAUUAAAGUGCCAUACAAUAGCAUUUCAUUACAAUGCUCAUUACAGGCGUUACAGGCUGCUCCGUUUGAGAAAACUCAUACUCUCAAACUUUGAGAAAACACUCAUUCAGUUUCGACCAACGCUGUAUUAGCUAAAAUUAAACGUUUUGCUAGAUUAAUAAUUUUUAACAAUAAUAGAUUAUAUUAAAAAUCACUUGAACAUAAAUUGAUUUUCUGAUGUCAAAUCACUACAAUUAUACAGGGGGUGAAUAUUGCUAUGAAAUGUGAAAAUAUAAACGUAAUUAUCUUUUAAACUACUUCGUAUAACAUCACAAAACCUGAUAUUUUAAGAAAUAAAACAUAGAGGAGAAUCCAAAAAUGUAAAAAUAUACAGGGUGUUCCAUUAAACAAAAAAUAAUUUUGUUUCACCCUGUCAAUAUGGGUGGCCCUGUAUAUUUGGAAAUGUAUUUAAAUUCUGAUAUUAUCUAUGCCCCAAUCUCACCUAAAUAAACUUUUUUCGUAUCUCCUACAACAAACGACUAAUUGGACUUCUCACAACCUGUAUACAUACAAAAUCUCCGCUAUAAAAUUUUUUCAAAGAAAAUGUUAUUGGUUUUUUUUUAAAUAAUUCCGUUAAAUUUUGAAAUAUGAGAUUUAUCUAAAAACCAUUACAAAGCUAAGUAAAAGUUCUAUAACGCUGUAUUAAACAUAAUUUUCUAAAUCCUUUAUUUUUUUUAAAUACAAGGUGAAAGGGCCCCGGUUACAUGGUUCUCGCAGUAAAAUUUAGGUUUUAAAUGUUUCUAUCUCGGUUAUUUUUUGUCGUAAAAAGAUAUUAAAAAAAGAAAAAGCUUAAAUAAAGUUAAAACUAAAAUUUUGUUCUCUACCAUUUUUUAAAUAUAUCGAGUAUUUUUGGAGUUAUUAUCAAAAGAAAAUGAAAUUCACGAAAAUUUGAAAAAUUCUAAUUUUUUUUAAUCGUAUUUUUUUUUCAAAAAUAUGCAUUCUAAACCGGUCAAAAUUGUUGAAGUUAUUACUCGUGUUAAAAUAAAUAAAGUUUUAAAUGGGUUACUAUAAAUUUUAAUUUUUGUGGAAAUGACGUAUGUUUAAUUUUUCAUUCUUCCCUAAAAAAUCUGAAAGGGUCCUCUUAUUUCCAUCAUAACUUGCUUAAUUUUGAUGCUAUCGACUUCUUAUAUAGCUUUUUAAAAGUUACCUUUAAGUAAUUUAUUAAAAUGUUUAAUAUCUAUAUUUAACAAAGUGCAUCGUUUUCCUGUUAUUUAAGCUUGAAUACUAAGAUUUGAGUACUCGCGGAAAAAAAAUGUAUAUUCAAUUGCAUAUAACUCACUUUCUAUAUGUAAUAAAAGAUUUUUCGAAUAGGGAGCUUAUUUAUUUUUAUAUUAUCUUAGAUUUUAGUAAUAACAACUUUUUUGAAGAAACUUGUGGUUUUUGAGUUAUUUAUGAAAAACUGCUUUAAAACAUGGAUUUUUUCAGGAAAAAUCAAAACUUUUGAUCUUUGAUAACUCAAAAACUAUUGAUUUAUUGAAAUAACUUUAUAUAACAAAUUUUACUUAUAAUUUGUCCCAUAUUUUUAGUAAAAUAAUUUCCACCCCUGAGAAGGGGUGGCAUCCCCCCCCCCAGGGUAAAAGCGUAAGUUGGCACCAUGUCACCUUUGUUUCUUGAGGUAUCCUCUACAUGCUUACCAAUUUUCAUGAAAAUCGAUGGAGGUUCAACGAAAUCGGAGGUGAAAAUCUUCAUUGACUCCACUAUAGGUUUGGGUAUAUUAUAAAACAAAACAUUUUAAAUUUAAAAAUACGUUGCAUUUUUAACACUUUAUUAUGAAAUAUUACGGCACAAAUCAUACUAUCUAGUUAUUUUUUCCUGUGGAUUCACCAAAUGGUCUAGUCGAUCAUAACAAAUUUAGACGUUUUCAUUGGCAAAUGGACGACCUAAUCUAAAUUAGCGCCUUCUAAAUUAUAACUGAUCCAAUUUUGUACGAAAGGGCAUCUGUCACAGCUUUAAGUCAAUUUCUAGGAUCCCUUUCACGUUGCCAAAACAUUCUCCUCCAAGGAAUGUUGACAUAAUCACUCAAUAGUAGAGUUCCCAGAAAAGCUUUGACCUCAUACUCCCAAACUUCUUGUUGGCGAUCCUUCUGUGAAGCGUAUCGAUUAGUUGCUGACGGUAUAAGCUUUAGUAUAAGUUACUUAUCAACGAAAAGUGAAAAACAUUCAGCGGAACGCUUAGAAUCAUAUUUUGGUAGUUCCCUUUUCACCAAUACAUUGACCUUAUAUCUGCAUUUUUUCUCUUACCUAGUGAUAUGUAUUUUUUCUUUGAUCCUUUAUCUGUCCAUUUAUCUCUCAGCUCUGUCAAUGGAAUGUUUUAUUAAGAAUCGGGUAACAAUAAUAUGCCUUCGUCAUUAUUUUGCACAUAUAUUUGAGAACGAGGUUAUAAUAGGGAACUUGCAUAAAUUUUUAAAUAUUAAAAUGAUAUUAAAAAACAUAAGGUAACAUGAUCUUAAAACGCUUGCAUGCGAAAAGAACAAAUAUUUUUAACCCGUACGCUAAUUACGACGCUUUGAAAAUGAUAUAAAAUUCAAAUAUCUUAGAAUGCUCUUGAACGUCCUUCUAUUGGUUCGACGUCACGGGCCACGGUCAACCGGGCUAGCUAGUCGGAAACAACGCGAUUAGGGUAGGUAUCACGGGUAUAUUACAUUUUAAUCGUCUUUAAUGGAAAAUUCCUAGGUAUUAUUUAUGUUCAUCUUAUAUAUUGUAAUAAGUAGUUCCCCAAUCAGCUUAGUUUUAAACUGAAAUUGAUAAAGUUGAGUGCUACUUUGUAAAGAGUUUAAAACGCAUAAUAUGACGGACAAGGAUAAGUCUGACAACUUACCUACCUUUGAUGUCUUCAUGGUGGCAACUUUUAUAAAAAGUAGUGAAAGCUAUUCUAUUGGAGAAAUGCGAGGUGUCAAGGCAAAUAAGUAAGAGUUAUUAAUAAGCAUGUUUAAACCGUUUAUAACAAUAGUUUGGUACCAUUAUAUUAUAGUAUACGGUUUACCCCGUGGGUUUGAUCUACCUACCUCUAAUCGAAGGAUUUCGUAUUCGCGGUGUGCAAGUACUUGGAAGUGAUACGCGAAACGAUCGUGCGCGAAUAGCGGAGAAAAAUUGCAACUUUCUUAAAUAAUUCAUAUUGUCAAUUGAAAUUGUUAAAUUGACGUACAUUUCAUACCUAUUGUCAUUUAAGAAGAAAAAUUAUACAUUGCUCCACAAUAUUGAUAUGAUAUGCAAUUAUUAUAUAAAAGUAAAUUUAAUUAAUUGUAUUUUGCUUGCAUUACUGCACUUUAACAACUAAUUUUAUUUACUACAUACAGUUAUUUACGUUUUAAUAACAUAACCUAAAUCUUAUUUUUUCUUCUUAUUAUUUUUUUUGGACUAUGGCUUUGAAAAUUAUCCAGUAACCAGGACCAUAUGAUUGGCCAAUAUAAUUAAAAGUGCGAAUAAAAGUGCAGAGCGUAGAAACCAGGUGUCGCUUUUCCGAACUUGCACGGUCCCAAUAUCCCGGAAAAGAUUACGGUGUAAUUUGCAUUAUAAUAAAGAUUAUAUUUUAUUGUAAUGUUUAUUAGUACCUACUGGAGCCUUUCAUUAUUGUGUUCAAAGCCUUCUGAGAAAAGAUUAUAGUGAUUAGCAGACGUACCGAUAGAACGUGUACAUAGCCAACAAAAUCCUUUUUUACAAAGUUAAUAAUACGCAUAAAUAAGAAGAAUCAUUAUUGUAAUUUUACAAGUUAAUAUCUUUAUCAUCUCAGCUUAUAUUUACACCGAAUCCCUCGGUAGACCGCAAGCUAUAGUAGAAACCCGACUGUAGACCGCAUACUAUAGUAGCACCAAUAUGUGCCAUUCCACGAACAUACGCCUGUUUUGGAUUACUUCGACAACGAAUACUUUACUGUGCAACAUAAGAAGUACGAAAGUAAAUGGCGCUAAUAAUUAUUCCAAUAAACAACAAUGUAAUUUGCAAUUUACUUUCGUUCUUCUUAUUUUGCACAGUAAAAUAUUCGUUGUCGAAGUAAUCCAAAACAGGCGUAUGUUCGUGGAAUAGGGUAUACUUUUUAGUUACUCUUACUUUUAUUACUAGAAGUUUUGUUUAUUUUUAAGUAACUUGUUUCUUCUUUGUUCUUCAACACAAGAAACGACAAAAGUAAUUUCAUAAAAAAGAACUUUUUGAUACAUGUCAACAGAGAUAAAAUGUUAAUAUUUUGCCUGUCACAGAAAAAAUCAUUUUUGCCACGGAGUAAAACAAGAUAUUUCAACUAUAUUAUUUAUCUAUGGGCAAACUGCAUUAAAUGCAAUAGCCCACCGAACGUUCAAACGAUACGAGUAGCCUAUGACGUCAGACCCCAGCUCUCGCUUUUGAAGUUGUUUGAAACGGAAAUUUUAGGCGCGGAAAUUUGAUCAGAUGUUGUACGUACACUAUUCAUUGUUAAGACGUAAUAUUUUGAAUAUAACAUUUUAAAACAUAAAUUAACAAUUUUAUGCAAAAAAUUUUUUGAGUGCAAGUUCCCUAUUGAUUUUGAUCCCUUAGAUAGGUGAAUAGUAUUGCUGAAAAUACACAACCCUGUCUCAGUCCUCUACUUAUCUAUUAAGCAUCCUUGCUACACAAAACUGUAAUUUUUAUGAGUAAUACUCACAUAUAUACAUUCUUUUUAUGUAUAUUUGUUUUUUUUAUUUAUUUUUAUUUUCUUCUGUAAUGCGCUAUAAUCAUUUAUAAUUAUAUUGUCCAUGUAAUUCAUAAGCCAAGUAAAUAAAUAAGUAGAGAAUUUAACAAAAUCUCUCAAAUAUUAUUUCAAGUGAAUUUAACUAAACUAUAAUGUAUUACUAAACGAGCCUAACCGAGUCGAAACGAGACGCAACCAUAUAUUACAAAAACAAUAAAUUACAACAAUAUGAAAAUAAUAGUUUGUUGUACUGCGAAGCUACCUGGAACUAGAAGGCAAGUCUAGCAUCAAACAUCAACAUCAAUAGUCUGGUUCAAAUCAAUCAUUCAACAUGGAGAAUACAUUUAACAUUGCCGAAGUUGAAGAAGAUCCCUUAGCAGAAGUAAAUAUUACUGAAUUUUACGAACAAAUGGAAGAAACUUACGAUAUACUUCAUUACACAUCAUACUUUACAGACACAAUAAAAUUCUUACUAUGCAUUCUAUCCAUAGCAGCUGACAUCUGCAUAAUUAUAAUUAUUAUAAAGAAUCCAAAACUGAAAACAAAGACAAAUAUGUACAUUCUUCAUUACUCAAUAUGGCAUAUAGUAUUUGUGGUGAUUUGUCCAAUAUUUUUCGUUCUUUUGGAUCAACUGCAUUUGGUUGAUAUUUUUCCAAGUGUAUUCUUCUCCAUUAUUUAUGAGGUAAUCGGUAUAUCAGUAUUACUGCUCUUUCUGCUUGGUUUCUGUCUUGCUUUGGACUGGUUUUUAAAUAUUCACAGUCCACAUUUUGUAAAAUCUUCUGCACUCUUUAACAAAUAUGCUAUUUAUUUAAUUUAUUUACUGGCUGCUUUUAUAUCCGUUAUUAUGUAUUUUGUUUUUGAAGAGUAUAUUCCUGAAGCACUUUAUUAUUCGAUAGCGUUGUCUCUUGUGAUAUUUAACUUUCUGUAUUACAGUAAUAAGAAAAACGAAAACAACUUCAAAAGUUACGGCUUGUUUCCCGCUAAUAUCAUCGUCUUCUUUUGGUUGCCACUCUUUGUAUUUGAAGAACUGCUCACCUGGUCCAGCGAAUCGGACCAGUAUACUUUGAGCAGUAUACUGUUAUAUACAAUGUUUUUGGCUGAUUGGUUUUCCCUCAGCAUGUCUUUAGUUUUGAUUAUAACUUUGAUUAGGAUGGAUACAGAUAUAGAAGUAGCGAUGCUUAAAUUAUUUAGUCGAAGAAAUAAAGGAUACAAAGAUGAUUUGGAGACCCUAGAAAAAGCUGAAAAUGAAGACGUUCCAAAUAGUGUAGUCACCGAUAGUAACAGUGUACACAUAUGAACAUUUUUUAUUCUUAUAAUACAAAAUAUAAACUUAUUUUUUCAUACAUGAA
Molecule: messenger RNA, 9520 nt
Organism: Diabrotica virgifera virgifera (western corn rootworm)
Lineage: Eukaryota; Metazoa; Arthropoda; Insecta; Coleoptera; Chrysomelidae
Exons: 4
Coding region: 8503-9468 (321 amino acids)
Cellular component (GO): membrane
Source: RefSeq, a predicted model, not a curated record